GUGGAAUUGGCUGCAUCAUGUCUGACCUGCCACAAGAAAAUGAUUUAGCUGAUAUUAAGCAACAUGGUGCCAACCAUGACUGUCGUACAUGUAAUAUUGAGGGCCAAAAUUCCAAAGCAGAUAAGGAACAACUAGCAGUGGAGUAUGGAUUGGUUAAGCUGGGACUAUUAAGGAUACUUAAAUGGGACCAGCAUACCCAAACACCACAAGAUGCAUACCAUUUCUUGGCUGAAAAAGCACAUACUCUUUUAGAGGUGAUAUUUAAUGUGUUUAAUCUAAAUGGUGAAAAUGCUUUUCUAAAACAUUGGAAAGAUAUAGAGAAACCUACCAAUUGGUAUCGAAUGCCUAAUCCCUUACGACACCAUCAAAGUUUCAUAUUCUCCGAU
Molecule: messenger RNA, 386 nt
Organism: Cetraspora pellucida
Lineage: Eukaryota; Fungi; Glomeromycota; Glomeromycetes; Diversisporales; Gigasporaceae
Source: the annotation of a GenBank genome assembly